AUGACGAGGUCCAACGACAGCCAGAAGAUCAUCGUGGUUGGCAUCCCCAAGACGCUGGACGACGCGCAGCUGUCGGACCUGUUCAGCGACUUCGGCGCCGUGGCCGAGGCCAAGGUGGUGCUGGACGCGGCCUCGAACGCGUCGCGCGGCUUCGGCUUCGUGACGUUCACGGCCGGGUCGGCCAUGCGCGCGGCCAUCAAGGCCAUGGACAAGAAGGUGGUGCAGGGCCGCACGCUCAACGUGCGGCAGCUCGUGCCCAAGGACAAGUUCCAG
This is a messenger RNA of Phytophthora sojae, 273 nucleotides long. RefSeq lists its product as hypothetical. Gene Ontology annotation, molecular function: RNA binding. The annotation marks the transcript as partial. The record is from RefSeq and is a predicted model, not a curated record. The transcript has a single exon. Lineage: Eukaryota; Oomycota; Peronosporomycetes; Peronosporales; Peronosporaceae.